Papilio machaon (common yellow swallowtail) is the source of this 1076-nucleotide messenger RNA. RefSeq lists its product as uncharacterized. Bases 221 to 961 code for a protein of 246 amino acids. The record is from RefSeq and is a predicted model, not a curated record. The transcript is spliced from 6 exons. Gene Ontology annotation, molecular function: N-acetyltransferase activity. NCBI's taxonomy places the organism in Eukaryota, Metazoa, Arthropoda, Insecta, Lepidoptera, Papilionidae.
UUCCUCACGUUUAUAUAUCGAUAUCGAUGAGGAAAAUCAGACACAUUUACAUCCCUAAGUGCAUCGCAUAUCAACAGCACCUGGUCAUUGGAGGUUGUUUCUGAGAAUCUGUAUUGUUUAUUUUCGCCGACUUGUUCUGGUAGUGACGUAUGCAGCACAGAAGAGGGGAGAGAGGGGCAACCUGUACACCGCAGAGGAUAACGACACACUUUAGUCCCGGAUGUUGAAAGAUUCAGAUAUGCCGUGGAGUCGGCCCUCUUCCGUACCCGUUGGUAAAGUCUGGUGUCGAUUCAAAGGAAGAGAUAAAAAUGGACAACCUGGUAAAAUGUAUCAAAUACGAGACAUGGAGCCAUCAGAUAGAAAGCGUUGCUUGGAUAUGAUGGAGGAUACAUUUUUGAAUGACGAACCGCUCUGUCAAAUUCUAGAUAUUAAAUCGGACAAAGAAUCAGUAACAACGAUCAGGAACAAUUGGGAGAGCUACGCUGACCAAGGGAUAUGCAUUGCUUGCUAUACGGAGAAAGAUGGCACUCCUCAAGAGCUGGUUGGCUUUAACAUUCUUGUUGUUAAGACUAUAGAUGAUAAUGAAGAGGAUAUAGAUAAUUUUGCAGGCGAGGCGUGGAGAAAACUUUUAAAGACCCUAGUGAGUGCGGAAAAUUUGGUGGAUGUCUUUGAAUAUUACGGCGUGGACAAGUACUUGACGUCUAGUGGAUUAACUGUACUGCCCGAGUACAGGGGUCAAAACAUUGGCGCGAAAAUCGUUGCGGCGAGGGAGGUAAUCUGCAAUACAUUUGAUAUAAAAGCCGCAGCGACAGUAUUCACGGCUAGAAGCUCUCAGGUGCUAGCCGCUAAGUGCGGGUACCAGCAGCUAGCCGUGCUACCCUACGAGCGUAUGUUACUUCAGGGCAUUGACCUUACCGGCUGCGACACACCGACUGCUAUACUCAUGGCAAGAACAUACUAGUCGCAAAUUAUUUACGAUAAUGUAAUAUGACGACCCAUCUGAAAAUAAUCUCAUAAGAGUUGUAACUCUUUUCGUCGACGGUUAGAUAAAUCAAUUUAUUGUUGCAGUUGUAAAU